This is a messenger RNA of Rhipicephalus sanguineus (brown dog tick), 2323 nucleotides long. It is a transcript of the gene AdoR, whose product is annotated as adenosine receptor A2b. Gene Ontology annotation, cellular component: membrane. Gene Ontology annotation, biological process: adenylate cyclase-activating adrenergic receptor signaling pathway. The transcript is spliced from 2 exons. Lineage: Eukaryota; Metazoa; Arthropoda; Arachnida; Ixodida; Ixodidae. Bases 82 to 1554 code for a protein of 490 amino acids. The record is from RefSeq and is a predicted model, not a curated record. Gene Ontology annotation, molecular function: G protein-coupled receptor activity.
GCGGGUCAAAAGUUCUCGCAACCUCGUCGCCAAAGUGGCGCGCCUAGAUCCUACCCCCUUCACUAACCACCACCGCCAACCAUGACGAUCUGGCAGGCGCCUCCAGUCGUUUACACCAGCGUCGAGGCAUCCGUAGCCUUCCUGGCGACGUUCGGUAACCUGGCAGUUCUCGUUUGCUUCGCGCGCGAGCGUCGUCUGCGACGUCGGCUGACCAACUACUACAUCCUAAGCCUGGCAGUGGCCGACCUUCUAGUGGGCGUCCUAGCCAUACCGUUCGCGGUGCUCACGCGGGCAGGCAUACCGCAUGACUCUCCUCUCGCCUGCGUCGCGAUGCUCUCCUUCAUCGUGGUCCUCUGUACCGUCUCCAUCUUACACUUGGUUGCCGUGUCCGUGGACCGUUAUUGGGCCAUACUAUACCCGUUGGCCUAUCAGAGGCUAGCCUCCGAGAGUGUCGUUCUCAGCGUCGUCAUAGCCUGCUGGCUCAGCGGGUUCGUGCUGGGAUUCCUGCCCCUGCUGGGAUGGCACGACUCCGAGGCUGCCUCGAGUGGCGACUGCCUCUUCCUGCCCGUGAUGAAGUACAGCUUUCUUGUGUUUCUCUACUUUGCCACCAUCGUGUACCCGGCGCUGCUCAUCGCUUUCUUCUACAUCCGCAUCUAUAGCGUCGUCCGCAAGCAGCUCCGGCAGAUUACAGUGUUCGCGGACAACGUAAGGACAGAACACGACGGCACCCCAUCACGAGCCGCCUUGAACAACAGCCGCUCCGACGAAGCCCUCUGCACAGCGCCGCUCAGGGAAACGCCAAACUUGAGUGAUGUGGACCGGUGUCAUCACCUUGGCGCAGACUUCCAGAAACGAAGUCCGAGGCCUUCGCCCACGAGCCCGAAAUCCAACGGCACCGCUUUCGCCGACGACAACGACCGCGAAUCCAUCGUCAAGCACAACGGAAAUCACCACGUGAUCAAGAAGAAGAAGGAGUCGAAUAAGCACAAUGACCAUCCGCAUGAUAUGGGCGACAAUGGAGCUGCGCUAAACAACGGGCACGUCGGGGAGUACGGCCACUACAAGAGUAACCGGCGGAAAAGUUCCGAGAGUCACCACCAGGGGCGGCGCAUGCACCGGUGCAACAGCGAUUGUUCCCACUGCUUCCCGUUGCACCUGCACCACCACCACAGUCAGCAGCACAAGCGCGAGGUGCGAACGGCCAAGGCACUACUGUCCAUCGUGCUCUUCUUCAUGAUCUGCUGGUUCCCGCUGUACACGCUCAACUGCGUCAAGGCUUUCUGCGUCGGCUGCGACGCGCCGCACUGGGUCUUCGACGCGCUCAUCAUCCUGUCGCACGCCAACUCGGCGCUCAACCCGUUCCUCUACGCGUACCGCAUGAGCGACUUCCGCAACGCCUUCAAGCGGCUCCUCAGGUGCAAGUCGCCCGCGCCUCUCUUUGAGGUGCUUCUGUUUUAUCGUAACGCCGCUGUGAAUGCGCCCGUUCACAGAGCUUCUGGACCUGAACCCUGCGAGCGACUUACGGUCGGAGAAGCUUCGACGCCAGUGCUGUAAAAAGGCUAAACUUUAAGAUCGAUUCUGGAAUGAAGAAAGGUUCUGUUAAGCCGAAUUUCUCGCAAGAAGGUUUCAUGCCUUCGCCUUGCAUUCCUAAGAGAGAGUGCUUUACAGGCUGUGCGCCAACACCACCCCAGCCACAAGGCGAGAGACGUUAAAGUGAAGCCAUUGGCUGAUCUCAAUCGUCAGGCUACACACACCUGUUGCUACAACCCACCACAACUACCACCGAGCGGGCAAUCCUGCGGAUAUCACAUUGAAGUGAGAGUUCAUUGGCUAAGCGAGGCAGAAACGGAUGUAAGGAAAUAGAAAUAUGCACAUGACAUCAGAGUUGUUUAUGAGUAGCUGGCAAGAAGGCGUGACCAUCACGAAAGGGAGGCUGAACUUCAGAAGUUAUUUCUGGUAUUGUCGCUAUAGAGAGAGCCGUUCUAGCCACCAUACUUGUAGAAAAUGUGUAUACAUCACCGAAACGUGACAGACCAAUCGAGUGUGCGGUAGCUCGCAGUGUUCAAGUGACUGGAAGCCAGCGGCUUGCGUAAGGCUGCCAACGUGCUGCAUUUUACAGAGGUGCUUUCUAGUUCACCCGUGGAGAAUGGUCAACAACUUGUCUUUGUGCCACGAAAUCUUGAAUAUCCUCAAGACUCACUAGUUUUAUGAGCCUCUUAGUCUGCUCGUCAGCGCCCGUCUGUGUAGUCAGUGCACUAGUUCAACAAACAAAGAGCCCUGCAUCCAAGGAACUUCACCAAGUACAGUGGGCAGCGCAAUAGGU